Molecule: messenger RNA, 270 nt
Organism: Aspergillus luchuensis
Lineage: Eukaryota; Fungi; Ascomycota; Eurotiomycetes; Eurotiales; Aspergillaceae
Gene: TIM8
Product: Tim10/DDP family zinc finger protein
Exons: 2
Coding region: 1-270 (89 amino acids)
Source: RefSeq, a predicted model, not a curated record
AUGGACGCACAGACUCAGGUCGAUAUUAGCAAGCUGAAUGAUGCCGACAAGAACGAACUGAGCCAGAUGUUGGCAAACGAGCAACAAAAGGCCACGAUGCAGCAAACCGUCCAUUCGUUGUCCGAUAUUUGCUGGAAGAAAUGUAUCGCGGGAAAGAUCUCGUCAGGUCGCCUGGAACAAAAUGAGGAAACAUGCGCGCAGAACUGCGUUGAGCGGUGGAUGGAUUCGAACCUUGCGAUCCUGAAGCAUCUCGAAGCUCUUCGUGGAUAA